Messenger RNA from Enhydra lutris kenyoni (northern sea otter), 1644 nucleotides. RefSeq names its product ankyrin repeat domain 29. Gene Ontology annotation, biological process: RNA processing. The coding region runs from base 27 to 932 and encodes 301 amino acids. Gene Ontology annotation, molecular function: RNA nuclease activity; protein binding; RNA binding. The record is from RefSeq and is a predicted model, not a curated record. The transcript is spliced from 10 exons. Lineage: Eukaryota; Metazoa; Chordata; Mammalia; Carnivora; Mustelidae.
GCGGUUUCGCUGGCGUGGCCGCGGACAUGUGCAGGAUGUCCUUCAAGAAGGAAACUCCACUUGCCAACGCCGCCUUCUGGGCAGCAAGGAGAGGCAACCUGGCCCUGCUCAGGCUGUUGCUGAACAGCGGUCGAGUGGAUGUGGACUGCAGGGACAGUCAUGGCACCACGCUCCUCAUGGUCGCCUCCUAUGCCGGUCACAUAGACUGUGUGAGGGAACUGGUUCUGCAAGGAGCAGACAUCAAUCUCCAGAGAGAGUCAGGUACAACUGCCCUGUUCUUUGCUGCCCAGCAAGGACAUAAUGACGUCGUGAGAUUUCUCUUUGAGUUUGGAGCAUCCACUGAAUUUAGGACCAAAGAUGGGGGCACAGCCCUGUUGGCUGCCAGCCAGUAUGGACACAAGCGGGUGGUAGAGACGCUGCUGAAGCAUGGAGCCGACAUCCACGACCAACUCCACGAUGGAGCCACUGCCCUCUUCCUCGCCGCCCAAGGUGGUUACUUGGAUGUGAUUCGACUGUUGUUGUCCUCAGGAGCAAAAGUCAACCAGCCAAGGCAGGACGGGACAGCACCACUGUGGAUCGCGUCGCAGAUGGGCCACAGCGAGGUGGUGAGGGUGAUGCUGUUGCGCGGAGCAGACCGGGAUGCCGCCCGCAAUGAUGGUACAACAGCAUUGCUCAAAGCAGCCAACAAAGGAUAUAAUGAUGUUAUAGAAGAGCUGCUGAAAUUCUCACCUACCCUUGGCAUUUUGAAGAAUGGGACGUCGGCCCUCCAUGCGGCAGUGCUCAGUGGGAAUAUUAAAACAGUCGCGCUGCUCCUGGAAGCAGGGGCAGACCCAGCCCUGAGAAACAAGGCCAAUGAACUUCCAGCAGAACUAACCAAAAAUGAGCACAUACUGCGUCUCCUCCGAAGUAAAGAAGGACAUAGGAAGAGCUAACAUAGUUCCAUAUUCAACUGAAAGAUAGAAACCCUAAUCACAUUGUCCAAAAAGAAAUUGCUUUUCAAAUAGUGUUGGAAAUUCCUUGAAGCAAGGAAAUGCCCAGUAUUGUCCACCCUGGGUCCCUGACCAAGGGAAGCUGGGCUCUGUGGCCCGAGUCAAGAACAGAAAGGCUCAGGGACCCCUUACCCUCACAUGAACUUCUCACGCUGGCCUUUAACCCCACCACUGUGGGACCUGGCAGAUUCGUGGAGUCCACAGAAACUCAUUUUAAACCAUACUAAGUUGGGUCUCUCGGUUAAACUCUUAUUAGAGUUAAACCAUGGAAGAGGUUUAAACAAGAUGACAAAAGCCUUUAAAAGACUGAAAGUCUGAUCUUCAGUGAAUCAAAGCACUUCUGCUUUCGCAUUAAUUGUAAGUGUGCUAAAAGAUAUAGCUCAAUUGUAAGAGUGCUAAAAGAUAUAGCUCCCUCAUAUUUUACACAUAGAUGUAUGUUAUUCCAGUGUAAAAUGUUUUCUUCUACCCAAAGAUUGUAACCAUAUUGAUUUGGAAGCAAUGAUUUAUUAAAUUCAUAUUAAAGAGCCACUUCUGACAUUCCAUGAUGUGAUUUUCCAAGAUGGACUAUUGAACUAUAAAAAAGACAGAUUGUUUAUUUGCGAGGUGAUCCUCAUCUCAUUCCUAACACGUAAAAAAAAAAAAAAAAUCAUUUUUA